Leptopilina boulardi is the source of this 2931-nucleotide messenger RNA. RefSeq names its product repressor of RNA polymerase III transcription MAF1 homolog (gene Maf1). Gene Ontology annotation, molecular function: RNA polymerase III core binding. Bases 939 to 1643 code for a protein of 234 amino acids. Lineage: Eukaryota; Metazoa; Arthropoda; Insecta; Hymenoptera; Figitidae. The transcript is spliced from 5 exons. The record is from RefSeq and is a predicted model, not a curated record. Gene Ontology annotation, biological process: negative regulation of transcription by RNA polymerase III. Gene Ontology annotation, cellular component: nucleus.
GAAAGAGACGGAAUAAAAAGUUUGGUGUGUUUGGACGCUUUGUGUAUUCUAUUUCUGUCACGUAGAAACGAGUUUUGUGCAUAUAACAUUUAUAUGCAGUUAUUUUAAAUAGAAUCAAGUGUUUUUCUUCAUCAAAUAGUGUAAAACAUCAGAGUAUCAUCGUGAAAAUAGUUUUUUUUUGUGACAAUUGUUUUCGGUGUUAUAAUAAUUGUAUGAUAGUAUAUUAACAAUGUCAGUAGUAAUCAUGGAUUGUUUUCGUCAGUAGCGCGUUUCUUGAGUAAAAGUUUUUUUGACAACUGAUCCUUCACCUCAAUAUUGCCCUUCUCCAAUAUUUUUCAUUUUAAGUGAUCGCUGUUUGUCAAGAACCUAUAUAUAUAUUGAAAAAAAUAAAGAAAAAAAAAAACAGUGUUUUUUUUUCUCAGCCGGGGUCUUUUUUUUAUAUAGAGCGUCCCGCAGAUCAUUUUGAACUCGACGAGUCUACUUUUUCGCUGGCGAAUCGCCCGCGAAUAAUUUUACUAAAUCGAGUUAAUUGCACCGGGAAUUUAAAAAAAUAAAAAAAAAACACCAGUGUUCAUUUUAAUACGAAUUAAUAUUUUUGUUGAUUUGUAAUGUACCCAAAGUUUAGCACCGAGCGAAGAACCAUUAAAUCAACAAUCAACUUCGUACACUCGAAGAGGAAAGGAAUCUUCAUACACAAGAAAAAAAUGUUCAAAGACACAAUAAGUCUUAGAAAUCGUAUAAGUUUUUUAACAGCUCGUCGCUACUGAACGAUUUCAUUGAUAAGCUUUAUUGGGAUUUAAAAGUUUUUUCUUUUCUAAGACCAAAAUCGAUGAACGUAUAAAGCUUUCAUUGAACGAAAGAUCCUGAUCAAUAACAAACGUGAUCAUUGUCAUAAAGAUCGUUUACCUGGAGGUAGGAUCAUAGGAUUUUAAAACAAAAUGAAGCUAUUAGAGAGUUCACGAUUUGAAGCCAUCAACAGCGCUUUGUCAAUUACCACUGGUGACAGUAAAAUAAUUGGAAGGAUUGAAAGUUAUUCUUGUAAAAUGGCUGGAAAUGAUAAACAGCUUUAUAAACGAUUUAAUUCAGAGCAAGGAGUUACACCUCAUGAUCUUCAAGCUCUUUCACCCCCGCAGACAUCUCUUGGGACAUCACCGGCUCAGGGUUACUGCAGUCGUAGUAUUUCUGGGGACGAGGAUGGCCCACUGUGUGACACGAUAAGUCGUAAAACUUUGUUUUACUUGAUUGCCACCUUGAAUUCAGCUUUUCAUCCUGACUAUGAUUUUUCCGAUGCAAAGAGUCACGAAUUCAGUAAAGAGCCAAGUUUACAAUGGGUGAUGAACGCUGUCGACAGCAAUCUUAGCGCUACAGCAGGAGAUCAUUAUCGUACUCUUCGUACUGCACUUUGGGCUGCUGUAGAAGAUGAAAUUUCAAUGAAGGAGUGCGACAUUUACAGUUACAAUCCAGAUUUAGCAUCUGAUCCAUUUGGAGAGGAUGGAUGUUUGUGGUCCUUUAAUUACUUUUUCUACAAUAAAAAACUUAAGAGAAUCGUAUUCUUCACAUGCAGAGCAAUAAAUCCAAUCUAUGCGCUGGAUUCUGGCAUUGGGAGCGACUUUGCAAUGGAUGAAGAUGAGGAAGAAUAUUAGCUUUAAGCUACAUACUUUGAACUUUAGAAGUUUCCAUAAUAAUUAUUUCAAUAUGAAAAAUCUUUAUAUUAUAUAUCUGUUCCCGAGGAACAGUUUCUAUUCUCUAUUUCUAUACAAAUGUGAAAUUCUUUUCUCUCGACUAAUUUCUAUCAUUUUCAAAAUUAUUGACUUGUGAUAGCAUUCUUUUAUGCAUUGAUACUUAUAUAUAUAAAAUUAUAUAUAUUGAUACCUAUAUAUACUUAUAUAUAUAUAAAAUAUGUUAAUUUUACGUGAUCAACUUCCUGGUGAAAUAUCUAUAAUAAAUAAAUGUAAAAUCCUCGAAAUGAAAUAUCUAUUCUUGCAAUUAUGCUGGAAGAAGCAUGCUUAAAAUCCUUGGGAUUUGUUUUAUUAUUGAAAAGUAGUUUAAACAAAAAAAACAGAGUUCAUAUUUCAUAUUAUCAACUUAAGUAUAAAAUUUAUCCAUUUCAUUGUGUACGUUUUGAAUUACUAAUUUACGUAUGUAAAUGAGUUGCGUGUUAUUAUGUAUUUGCUCAUAAUUGAAAAGUAGUUUAAGAAAUAUACAGAGGUUAAUGGAAAAUUAAGUUUUCAAUUUAAUAAUUUAAUUUGCAAUUUCUAUUUAAUGUUUCAUAAUUAAUAAUUGUGUUUGACACAACGAGAAAUCAAUUCCUAUAAGCGAAUGAUUGAUAUUUAAAUAUUCUUUUUAAAAUAAUUUUCAUUGGAAUUCGUAUAACGUUUGUAGAAAAUUGUUUUAUUUUAAUUUAAUUAACAAACAGUUUACACACAACAGUGCAGUGCACUAUAAAGUUUUUCUUUUCUUUCUUUUUUAUGUAGAACGAUUUAAAUUACUCUAAAUAAUAUGAUGAUUUUCAAUUAAAAAUUUUCCAGACCUCAAUCAUGAUCAUUUGAUCAUUCAUCCAAUAAAAAAUGUAUCACAAAACGAUGUUUCACAGAAUUUUGUAUUAAUGUGAUUAGAAAACAAAAUCCAUGAAAUUGUAACUUUAGGUUACGAUGCACUUAUGUAAUUGUAUUUAAAAACAGUUUGAAAAAUACAUCUUCUAAUUGCUUAUUCCCUAUAAAGUCGUUUAUUAGUUAUAAGCUUAUUGCACUAAUGUAUUGUAAUAUCAAUAUAAGUUUAUUUUAAAAUACUUUAAUUCGAUUUUUAAAUCGAAAUUUAAAAUUAUGUACUACAUGAAUAUUUAGAGGAAGAAAAAAUCAAAUUGUAAGUAGACAUGUAAAAGGCGUAUAUAUUAGUGUUAAAAGGCUGUUUAUCAGACAUAAGUUUUUUUUU